Molecule: messenger RNA, 348 nt
Organism: Penicillium manginii
Lineage: Eukaryota; Fungi; Ascomycota; Eurotiomycetes; Eurotiales; Aspergillaceae
Exons: 2
Coding region: 1-348 (115 amino acids)
Source: RefSeq, a predicted model, not a curated record
AUGAUGACCAAGAUUAUCACCGUCCUCUCUGCCCUCGCAGCUGCCGCAGUGGCGAACCCCACGGUUGGCUAUGCCGGAUACUACUUCGCAGACUGCGCUACUCCGAGCAUUGAUGCCGCCAACGCCUAUGCUGGAUCGUGCAUCAACGUCGAGAAUAUCCCCAUCAAGUCAUUCACUGCAUAUGUUGAGUCUGGAGCCUGUGCUGAUGGUACAUCUGCGGUGCUGAAUACCUACACUGCCUCUGGUUGCGAUGCAUCGACCCUAUUCGAGACUGUCAGCGUGGACAGCGUGAAGCAGUGCUUCGCGGCUGAUACUACCCUAGUCAGCUUGAAGGUUGAGUGUGUUUAG